Messenger RNA from Racocetra fulgida, 134 nucleotides. The record is from the annotation of a GenBank genome assembly. NCBI's taxonomy places the organism in Eukaryota, Fungi, Glomeromycota, Glomeromycetes, Diversisporales, Gigasporaceae.
UUGCGAUGAAGAAGUAUAUAAAAGCAACUUCUAAUAUUCAACAACUCAACGCUAUUACUUUAGAUCCAGAGGCUAAUAUGUUAGAUCCAGAGGCUAAUAUAUUAGAUCCAAAGGCUAAUAUGUUAGAUUCAGAG